Molecule: messenger RNA, 1194 nt
Organism: Aspergillus ochraceoroseus IBT 24754
Lineage: Eukaryota; Fungi; Ascomycota; Eurotiomycetes; Eurotiales; Aspergillaceae
Product: putative meiosis-specific topoisomerase Spo11
Exons: 6
Coding region: 1-1194 (397 amino acids)
Biological process (GO): meiotic DNA double-strand break processing; meiotic DNA double-strand break formation; reciprocal meiotic recombination
Cellular component (GO): nuclear chromosome
Molecular function (GO): ATP binding; DNA topoisomerase type II (double strand cut, ATP-hydrolyzing) activity; DNA binding
Source: RefSeq, a predicted model, not a curated record
AUGGAUGACCCAAUCGCAGCACCUGAGCUACUUUCAUCUACAGAAAGAGUUCACCAGUACAUUGAAAAGACUCUUGCAGCAGUCCUCGACCAACUCUUGAUGGCCGACGGCCAACCCGCCAUCACAUUGAAGCGAAGGACAACCCACGCUACAUUCUUCAUUAAUUCAAGGAACGGGGCUCUCGAAAGUACCGAUACAGAGACAAUCAUCAGCUACUCCUGGCCUGGGAAAGAUGCUUACGAGGCCUGGAGGUUUACUGUUGCUAUGCGGAUUCUCUCAGCUAUUGCGGAAGCAAUCCAUUCCGGUCUGGUCAUCUCAAAAAGAGACAUAUAUUAUGGUGAUCCCGUCUGCUUCGGGACGCAGAGGGUGGUUGAUGGUCUUGUUGAUGACUUUGCGCUUACCAUCGGGGUACAACGAUCGGAUUUGAAUGUGGAAGCAGCUGCGAAAGGGCUUGUAACUGGCUACUACCAGCUCAUAACCACGAAAGACGAGGUCAUUGAUGCUCGAUUUUCUACCAAGGAUUGCUUGAUUCCAAUGGCACACGAGGUAGCUCAGAUUGAUAUCUCAAAUGUUUCAUGGGCUAUAUAUCGCCGACUCGCAAGCAGCAGUUUCCACACCCGAGCUGCGGCUGGCAACGGCAUCCUAAUCACGGUAGGCACAUACAUCUCUCGCAUUCUCCUUCGUUCAUGCAACAGAACUCAAAUCUUCAUACAGGGAAAAGGCUACCCGGACCUAGGCACCAGGGCAUUUGUGCGCAAGAUCUUCGAAAGUCAACCGCAACCGGAUAAUGGGCCGCGUUUCUAUGCGCUGGUAGAUAGUGACCCUGAUGGUAUGGCGAUUAUGUCUACCUAUAAGUACGGCUCGAUGGCCCAUACUCGCAACAACGGACAUCUCAAUGUGCCGUCGCUUCGCUGGCUGGGCCUACGCACGUCUGAUGUUGUGUGUGAUGCGGAGUCUCUGGGAGACGAGACAUUGAUUCGUUUGACGAUGAGAGACCGGAAGAAGGUUGUCUCGAUGUUAACUAAGAACCCUGUGUGGGCGGUUGAUGGCCCAGAACUAGAAUGGCGGGCUGAGCUGCUGCGAAUGCUCAUGUUGAAUGUGAAAGCCGAGACUGAGAUUCUAUAUCAUCGACACGGGGGUCUUGAAGGGUGGAUCAACCGACAAAUGGAGAGAAUGUCAGGGUACCUGUUAUGA